UCUUGCACAUGAAAACAAACCCACUCAUGCUGAGGAAAUUGGUAAAGCCUUGGGGGAGAGAGGAAGAGAGAGAGGAAGAGGGAUAGAAAGACAGAUAUAUAGGCCUGAAGCAGGGGAACUCCCUCCUUGGUCUUUUUCAUGCGGCGGAGGACAGACAAAAGAGUGCACCCGGUAGGCUUUCAGCACAGCCGGCCAGUGAAGCCAAAGCUCUCUCGGCCGUGAUUUCAGUUCCAGCAGGAUCAAGACUUUAGUCAGUUUCGCAGUCCAUCGUUUACAGUGCAACGUGCCAUCGAUGGGCUUAGUGAAGAAAAGGCAUUAAAAUCAAGAGAGGCAUUUUAGCAGGGGAAGAAAGCUUCAGCCUUACAAAGACACAAACUGAAGGACAAUAAAACAAACGCAGUCCAAGGUAACAAUGCAAGCAGGAGGAUAUCAACGGAGCAACGUCAUUCUGUUUAUAUUGGCUUUGCCAGUAAUGUUGGAGGUCUGCAGGGUCCAGGGCUGUCAGACUGGCUCUGGAUCCGAGUGUGAAAAAGCUCCUUUUGUCCCGGGCCACAACCUGGCAGGAGAGGGUUUUGAUGUGGUGCGGAUGCGUCGAACAGGGGCAUAUGUCAUCAAUGUCAAAGCUCAUCUGGCUGACAACCACACCUGCACACUGUGUCCAAACCGCUUCCAAGAAGGACAGAUUCAAAGGCUCCCAACAGCAGUUCUUGACUGGCGUCCCUUCAGCCGCUGCAGUAAGCAGCUUUCUAGUGCCCUCCAUCACUCUGUGGACUCCCUGCUGCGCAGCUCCAACUCCCUGGUAAACAACAACUGGGGUCUGGGUUUGAGCCUCGAUAAUAUUGGCAAGGCAGUGCUGGGAGGAAGCCGCUCAGACUUGGCAAAGUUUGCGCGUUCGCAGCACAGUGUGGACAAAGCCACUUUUGCCAUCCAUGAAAUCAGUUGCACCUACUACAGCUACAGGCUGGCUGAUCAUCCCCAGCUGAGUGCAGAGUUCACAAAGCAUCUGAAGAGACUCCCGCAGAGUUUAAACACAAGCCAGAGCAGAGCCCUGUACAGACGGCUGAUAGACACCUAUGGAACACACUACAUACACCAGGUCCAGCUUGGUGGUAAGGUGAGGCGAAUCACUGCCUUCAGGACCUGCCUGGCCACACUAAAGGGUUACUCUGAGUCCGAGAUCAAAAACUGCUUGAACACUGAGCUCCGAAUGGCUCUAGGUUUCCUCCCUGUUAAUGCCUCAUUCUCCAACAAGUGUGACAACAUCCUGAAGGGCAAUAUGAGCAUGGGCUUCUACCAAGGCUUCAUGACCCAUAAGAUCGAGGUUAUCGGAGGAGAGAGGUACUUCCCCGACAUCCUCUACCAGCAGGACCCGUCUGAAGCGUACCACAGCUGGAUGAACAGCCUCCAUGACAACCCGGAUGUGGUUUCUUACGCCAUCUUCCCUCUGCAUCAUUUGGUGGAGGACUCACAGAUCAGUGCUAAUCUGAGAAGCACUGUCACUGAGUACAUUAAAGAGAACCAGCUGCAGAACGAGCAGUCUGCUUUCAAGAACUGCUCCCCGACUCCGAACCUGGACCAUAACUGCUGUCCUUUAAGGGCUGGCAGAGGAACUCUCAGACUGGAGAUCCACCGAGCCGCAGGGCUGAGGGCAGACACCUUCACAAAAACAGAUGCCUACGUGAAGAUCUUCUACAACGGUAUGUACGAGGAGACUGAGACAGUAAUGGACAACAAUGACCCGGUGUGGAAUGCCACUUACGACUUUGGUUCGGUUGAACUGGGUCAGGAGUUGAGGUUUGAAGUCUGGGACAGGGAUGUGUUCUAUAAUGACAGAGCCGGGAUAUGUGUUGUCUUCCCUGAACGAGGAAUUCACUCUCUGAGCUGUCAGCUCAGCAAAGGAGUUCUCUACUUCACAUACACCAUAAAAUGUGAUGCUCACUUGACAGGCUUCAGGUGUGGACGGUACUCACCCAAUGCUGAGUAGAGUAGGUUUUAAUAUAUAUCUGGGUAUUUUCUUGAUAAAUAAUAUUAAACUUUUAAGUGUCACAAUUUCUAGCAAGAACUAGUCAACUGUCAUUUCAAUUGCAUUUUAACUGGAAAUGUUUGAAUGCCAAAAAAAAUGUUCCCUCUUUUGUCACAUAUCAUUUCAUAACUUCAACUUUUUAAAAUCAUAGGAUUCCAACCUUUUAAGAGGAAAAAUAAUAGUAGUUCUCAGUUGUCUUUUAUGUUAAUGUCUUGUAAUGUCUCAGUAUUAAAUAACCAAACCCAAUGUUCUUGUGCAUCCCCUGUAAAUACCAAA
Molecule: messenger RNA, 2299 nt
Organism: Xiphias gladius (swordfish)
Lineage: Eukaryota; Metazoa; Chordata; Actinopteri; Istiophoriformes; Xiphiidae
Gene: prf1.5
Product: perforin 1.5
Exons: 5
Coding region: 413-1984 (523 amino acids)
Biological process (GO): immune response; leukocyte mediated cytotoxicity
Cellular component (GO): membrane attack complex
Molecular function (GO): calcium ion binding; pore-forming activity
Source: RefSeq, a predicted model, not a curated record